Molecule: messenger RNA, 849 nt
Organism: Bemisia tabaci
Lineage: Eukaryota; Metazoa; Arthropoda; Insecta; Hemiptera; Aleyrodidae
Gene: Ak6
Product: adenylate kinase isoenzyme 6
Cellular component (GO): nucleus; cytoplasm
Molecular function (GO): AMP kinase activity; ATP binding; ATP hydrolysis activity
Source: RefSeq, a predicted model, not a curated record
UCAAUUUAACCUCAAAAUUUCAAGUUGGAUUUGUUUUGUUUUCAGCCAUGUGACAUUUUUUGGAUUUUUAUGUCUCUUUUUAAAUCAGUGAUUUCCCAAUCGUCGAGUGUUCUUUUAUCUAAGGCGUGCAACGACAGAGCAUUGCAUUUUCAUCAUUCAUUCAUACUCCUACCAAUCCCGUUAUCCACUUGCAACUUCCUCUUCUUACUUACUCACUCAAACCCGAAUUCACAAUGACUCGCACAAAGCCCAAUAUUUUGGUCACGGGCACUCCAGGAGUUGGCAAAUCAAAUUUAUGCCAAGAAAUUAUCAAAAAUAUAGAUGGAUUUGAAUGGAUUGAUAUCAGUGAUCUCGCAAAGAAACAGCAUUUUCUCGACUCUUAUGACCCAGAACUUGAAAGCCAUGUCCUUGAUGAAGACAAGUUAUUGGAUGAGUUAGAGCCAAGAAUGGGUGAGGGUGGUAAAAUAUUAGACUAUCACAGCAGUGAAAUGUUUCCUGAGAGAUGGAUAGAUCAUGUCUACGUCCUCCGUGCCAAGACAGAAAUCCUUUUUGAUAGGCUGACUGCCAGGGGCUACAACAGUAAGAAAGUUGAUCAAAACAUUCAGUGCGAGAUUUUCCAAGUACUAUUAGAUGAAGCGAAUGAAUCGUACAACCCCAGUAUUGUCACAGAACUUCAGAGCAAUGAUGAUGAUGAUGCAGCCAAAAAUAUCAAUGUUGUCAUGGAAUUUCUGAAAAAUUGGACUCCUAAGAAUUCAAGCUGAGAGUCUUAAAGUUUAAUCUAGUAAGUUAAGCAUGAAAAGUUGUUUCUGUAUCAUAUUUUGUAAAUAAAUCUUUUUCUUUAUUUUACAA